AUGGAGGGGAGAACGCUGAGGAGAGGAACAAAACAGGGAGGCUCGGGAGCUGCCACAGUGGCAAGUAGACGUCAGGGGGCCAAGGGCUGCACACAGGGCCUGGAGAAGCCAGCAGAGCAGAGCACUGCUGCCAUGCAAGGAGCAGGAAAACACCACCGCAAACCCAGAAAGCUGAAGGCUCGCCCUGCUGCACACCGUGAGGACUUCGGCCAUGGGAAGAACUCUGACUCAGCCCAAAGUAAAGCCAAAGGGGCACAGUUUAAGGAAAGCCUUCGGUGGGAUGGGAUCCUGGAGGACCCCGCAGCGGAGGAGGAGAGGCUGCAAACCUACAGGCUGAACAGAAGGAAGCGGUACGAGCUGUACCUGCAGCAACACCGCCCCACUGCAGGGCAUCACCCAUCACACUGAGCAGUGCUGCAGUUCUUUUCCAGGGCAGCAAACAGCUCCUGAAUACUGAGCGAGCCCUCCGAGCUGCAGCCUGAGCUGUCAGCAGAAAGCUCUCAGCGAGCUUUGCAGCUCAUUGCUCACCGGUUUGUAA
Molecule: messenger RNA, 538 nt
Organism: Lagopus leucura (white-tailed ptarmigan)
Lineage: Eukaryota; Metazoa; Chordata; Aves; Galliformes; Phasianidae
Gene: LIAT1
Product: chromosome unknown C17orf97 homolog
Exons: 4
Coding region: 1-408 (135 amino acids)
Biological process (GO): protein arginylation
Source: RefSeq, a predicted model, not a curated record